Molecule: messenger RNA, 1459 nt
Organism: Ricinus communis (castor bean)
Lineage: Eukaryota; Viridiplantae; Streptophyta; Magnoliopsida; Malpighiales; Euphorbiaceae
Product: sedoheptulose-1,7-bisphosphatase, chloroplastic
Exons: 8
Coding region: 114-1283 (389 amino acids)
Biological process (GO): fructose 6-phosphate metabolic process; gluconeogenesis; fructose metabolic process
Cellular component (GO): cytoplasm
Molecular function (GO): fructose 1,6-bisphosphate 1-phosphatase activity
Source: RefSeq, a predicted model, not a curated record
AGUUUCCCACACUCCAUUCCUAGUUGAAGUUUUUGCAAAACAUUAGCAAACUGAAACCAGUGUCCGCUCAGAAAAGUUUCAAUCUUUUCUAGUAAAAAAAGGUUAUCAUUAACAUGGAGACUGGCAUAGCUUGCUGUGCUCGUGGGGCUCUGUUGCCUGGUAUUUCUUCUCAGCACUCAAAAGCCCUUGCUUCUCCACCCUCCUUCAACUCCAAGAAUCUGAAAUCAAGCUCGCUAUUCGGGGAAUCAUUGCGAUUGGUGCCGAAAUCAUCCUUCAAGGUUUCAAAGGCCAAGAAUUCUUCUCUUGUGACCAGAUGUGAGAUUGGUGACAGUCUGGAAGAGUUCCUAGCAAAGGCAACCCCAGACAAGGGACUUGCUAGGUUGAUGAUGUGUAUGGGAGAGGCGUUAAGGACCAUUGCAUUCAAGGUCAGGACAGCAUCUUGUGGAGGAACAGCGUGUGUCAACUCCUUUGGUGAUGAGCAGCUUGCUGUAGAUAUGCUUGCCAACCAGCUUCUGUUUGAGGCUUUGAAUUACUCUCACUACUGCAAAUAUGCUUGCUCAGAAGAAGUGCCUGAGCUGCAAGACAUGGGAGGCCCAGCUGAAGGAGGAUUUAGUGUUGCUUUUGAUCCACUUGAUGGAUCCAGUAUCGUCGACACAAAUUUCUCAGUUGGUACAAUCUUUGGAGUAUGGCCAGGAGAUAAACUAACUGGAGUAACAGGAAGAGAUCAAGUUGCUGCAGCUAUGGGAGUUUAUGGUCCAAGAACAACCUAUGUUCUUGCUCUUAAAGACUACCCUGGCACUCACGAGUUCCUUCUCCUCGACGAAGGAAAAUGGCAACAUGUCAAGGAGACAACAGAGGUUGGUGAAGGAAAAUUAUUUUCCCCUGGAAAUUUGAGAGCCACAUUUGACAACCCUGACUAUGACAAGUUGAUCAACUACUAUGUGAGAGAAAAAUACACCUUAAGAUACACAGGAGGAAUGGUGCCUGAUGUUAAUCAGAUCAUUGUAAAAGAGAAGGGCAUCUUCACCAACGUGAUAUCACCAUCUUCCAAAGCUAAGCUGAGAUUGUUAUUUGAGGUUGCUCCUUUGGGACUCUUGAUUGAGAAAGCUGGAGGCUACAGUAGUGAUGGCUUCCAGUCUGUCCUUGAUAAGGAGAUCAAAGGUCUCGACGACAGAACUCAAGUUGCUUAUGGAUCGAAGGACGAGAUUAUCCGAUUCGAAGAAACUCUGUACGGGAAAUCAAGACUCAAGAGUGGAGGUGUUCCUGUUGGAGCUACUGCUUAAGUGACAAUACUAGCUCCCCAUGCCUUCCCUUUUUCUUCUUUGAUCAAACAUAUCUUGUAUACUUGGUUGUAAGAUAGUGGGUGAAACAUUCAAUUAUUGGAGACUCUUAGAUUCAUAAGGUUGGAAUUGUGUUGAGAUCAAAAGUCAAGCAAGAAUUCAUCUUUUUUUUCCUCUGA